AUUGAAAGUAAACUUGUCCCAGACCGAGACCCAGUCACUCGGCAGAGGAAAAUGUAAAGGCCCGCAAGUGAGUGGUCCUGUGACUGUGACGCAAGCGUUAGCUUGCGUUGCUGACAAGCUUCUGAUGUUGUGACUGUGGCCUUACUCAGACACUGAGAGACACAAUGGCCAGUCAGCAGGUCCCCCAUACUCCUGAUGCCAUUAGUAAAGAUGAAACAAACCUUUUAAAGUUGCUAAAGAUGGGACAUGGCAUAGCACGUUCAGUCCUGUACAAGAUCUUCCUCUGGGGAACAAUGCAGAAGGAAGAUGAAUCUGUGGAACACUAUUUACUGAAGACCCAGGGAUACUCCAAUAGUUUUUACAGAAAAUGUUUUGACCAGUAUCAACUUAAAAUGAUGUCAGAUAAAAGUAAAGAAUGUGAAUUUGAUGUAUCAACUUUAUUUAAAGUGAUCAAACAUACAUGUGGUAAACUGGAGACAUCAAUUGAUGUUUGGACAACAGAGAAUGAUACCAGAUUAGAAUGGCUUGUAACAGCAAUCAAAAACUUUCGCAAUGAUCACAGUCAUAAAUUUGUUGGAGUUUCAUUGGAAACGUUAAUCUUACAAUCCAUGCACUUGAAGAAUUUGCUGAGGGGAGCUUUAAAGGUGGCUGGAAAUCUGUAUGGCAAGUCUGAUGAAGUUGACCAAGAAGUGAAAAAAAUGGAGGAUGAUAUUGAAACUGUCAGGGACCAGCAUUUAAUAGCAUCAGAUAUCAGUAGUUAUGAAGCAGUUUUAGAGAAUGAAAAGCUAAAACAUUUCUUGAAAAUAGAAGGUGCUAAAGAAUUAAGGGAAAAAUAUGAGGAUCUGUGCCAACUCAAUCCUGUUUAUUUCUUAGAAAGUAAGGGAGCGCUUCUUGAUGUCAGUAUGGUCUUCACACAAAUUGAAGUUGAAAAUGCUGGACAAAAGGCAAAAGGUUUUCGUGUUCCAUGUCAUGAGAUUCUGACAUUUUGCAGGGACAAUACUACAGUAAAGCGUAAAACUAAAGUCCAGAGUCCUGAAGUAUAUCUUAUUGAGGGCCCAGCAGGAGCUGGCAAAACAACCCUGAUGAAGUAUUUGAAGUCUGUGUGGUUGAAUAAGAAUGAAUCCAUACUAGGUCUUAAUGAUUAUGAUCUCCUCUUGUUUAUGGAGUGCAGGAACCCGUCACUUUCAUCUUUUUCCCAACUUCUUUGUCAGUUGAUGCCAAAGACAAAUGCCACAUAUUUUAGAGAAGGUGAACUUUUGAAAUUCACUCUUAAUCUGAAGACACUUGUUUUAGUAGAUGGACUAGAUGAACUGAAUUCCCAUUCAGAAAAAUUGUUUUUAGAUAUAAUAAAUCAAAACAAUAAAAAUCUAGUAGUAUUAUGUACAUCACGCCCAGAAAAGGCAAGGCAUUUUAAGAUGCAUGUGCCUCCCACAUUUCAUACUGCACACCUCAAGAUAAUCGGUAUUGCUGAUAACAAAAAGGAAGAAUUUGUCAGGAAGUAUCAUGAAGAAAUGUGGAAGCAUGGCAGGAGCAAGCAGGAUACAGAAAAUCUCAUUAGUUAUAUGAAGAACUCUGAAUCUCAUCUCAAGAAUCACUACCGACUGCCCCUUAACUUAGUAUUACUCACAUGGCUCUGGGCUGAUGACCCCUGUGCAGUGACUCCUGUAACAACCUCUUGUGAAUUGUACAUACAGACACACAAUCUCAUGAAAAAAAAACUUUUGGAAAGACUAACUCAUCAUGAAGAUGCUUGUGAUAUUAAUCUUCAAGACUUGGAGGAAAAAAUUAAAGAUGUUAUGUGUAGUAUUUAUAAAGCAGCUCUGCUAUCUCUAAAUAAAGAUGCAAUUGAAUAUCUAUUACCUGAGACUGUGGAUCAAAUCAAGGCCACUUGUAAAGCUAACAGCUUACCUCCCAGAGAGACUCUGUCUGCCUUUUUUGUAAUUAAGGUUGUAGAAGGAGAGGAAAAAGUGAGUAUACCACACAAACUCCUUCAUGACUUUUAUGCAGCACAGUGUAUAGUGCAGAAUUUAUUCAGUGAAAACCAAAAAAGUAAAAACCAGUCUCUUGUACAAAAGCUUGCUGUGUUUUUGAGCAUGGAGAAUGUUGAUCCUGUAAUAAAACAGGCUGUUCUUAGUAAUGCUUCAGCAGAAAUAUCAUUGAUCUCUACAGCUCCAAAGCCAGGCUCCCUGAAAGCUUUAAUUGAUGAUCUUUGCACCACAGAGUCUGGAAAAAUUAAUAAAUACCAGAGUAUGUUACUGCAUGUGGCAGGAAUAAUUUAUGCCUUACAUGGCCCUGAAGUUCAAGAAUGGCUUGCUAUGGAAAUUGUUGAAUUGCUGAGAGAGUCAGAACUGGGUGUAAGAGAUGACAAUCAAUGGUUUGACUUGUGUGAACUGACAAAAAAUGAUCCAGUUGUCAUCAGCCACAUAUCUAAACACAUAUCAAAAAGUAUAACUAUUACUGACAAACGUAUAGAAGCAGCUCUUCUCAUGUUGCAAGAAGCAAAACCCAAAGAAAUCUCUGUCAGUAUUUCCAGAAAAACUAAGGAUAUUCCAGAAUUACAAGAUUUAAUGACUAGAAUUGCAGACUGUGAAUCUCAGCUAGAUUUGGCUUUUUGGCUGGACUUCUGGGAGCCUGACUCCUUACCAGGCAAUGAUCAACAAGUGCGGAUUAUCUCAAAAAGAUGCAGUCUUGGGAAGGUGGUUUGUCAUGUUAGUGGAAGUGUCCUGGCUGAGAUGCAAGGAUCAAGUGUCUAUCUGAAUUUGGCCAUGACCAGUGACCUGGCUGCACAAGAAGUCAUGGACCAGCUUUGCAACUUGAAGCCAAACUUUAACCUUGAUGGACUAUGCCUGCAUUUAACAACAAAUGUGUCCCCAGGAGUCUUGAAGAAGAUGGUGGGCAUUGGCAUGUUGUGCUUAGUUGUGAGUGGAGUGCAAGAUUCCAGCAUCAAGACUGUAUGUGAGAUGGCAAAGGCUAUCAUGCCUCAGAACUCCAUCUUGAUGGAUCUCCGAUUUCCGCAAGCUGAAGUCACGUAUGAUGGAUGGUAUGACCUAUUGAAGAACGUGAAGAAAGCUCAAAUAGGUGUUGCCCAUAUAUCCAUCCCUGAGGAAGUUGUAUUGCUGCAGAAAGAGCAUGAUUUCCUUGAAAAUUUUGCUCAUAAAAAAUUAUGUAUAAGAUGUGCCUUUCGCAGACUUGGGAAGGAGCAAAUGCGGGAGGCAUCAUUUUCUGACAAUUAACAAGACUGGAGAUGACUGAUGGAAUUGAAGUUGGUAAGUUGAGGAAUAGUCUGGAAGCAAAGAUUUCAAGUAAAGGGUAAAGUGUGAUUGGAAAGAUUCACUGCUUUUAUGGAAUCAAAGGAUGUGAAAGGAGACAAAGCCAUUUUGUCUCUGCUUGAUCCAGGAUUGGAGCAAGAGGCCUGAAUGUAUUCAUCUGCUAUUAUAUUAAUUUCUUUUCCAUGUUCAUAUUAGCUUACAGUAUGCUGUAUAUGCAUGAAGUAUUUAUAUAUUGUUUCUCAUUACAAAAAGAUCUGGUACAAUGUUGACUGACAGGUUGCUAAAGUGUGAUGGUGAAGCCUUCACUCCCCAUGGCUGAUUAUAGUACAAAAUAUGUAGCAUCAUGAAAGUGAGAAACCAAGCAAAUACAGUGGCACCUUGGUUACCAAACGUCUCCCUUUCUGAACAACUUUGUUUUUGAACAAAAAUUUUAACUCAUAAUUGCUUUGAUUGCUAUACCAUAAUUUGGUUUUUGAACAAAGUUACUUGAUUUCAAAUACUACAAGACGUAGAAAAGCUGCCAUUUAUUACUUAUUUAUAGUUUUUAUAAAUAUUUCCUUAAUUUUUAUAUAUUUGGAGGAGAGAGACAGAGAGUAAGACAGUAAUUCAAUCUUUGAAAUAAGUUAAAUGUGAUCCUGUUGAAGAACCUUGAUGUACACAAAUAAGGUUCAGCACUCAGGAGUAAUACUGAGCCUCUUGUGGCUCUCUCUCUGACCCACAACACCAUCAUUACCGCACAAUUGCAUUUUCCUAGUAGCUUUUCCCAGCAGCAAGAUGUCUAAGUGUUAUGAUCACCUUCAUUUUGGUGGUGAUUGGGUUGCUCCUCUCUGUCUCUGUAAGGCUUCUCUCAUUUGAAAAGUGACCAAGAGAAUGCCUGCAUGGUCUAAACAAUAUCUUUUGAUGAGUUCUGGGUCACUUAGUUCAUUCAAUACAUCCUUUCUGGAUAAAAAUUUCUAAGCUGAAGAUGUUGUGGAGCGGCCAUCUUAACAGUGGGAGAGUUGGUCAUUGCCUGGUGGACGGGUGUCUGAGAACGGACUAAUCUGUUUAACAUUGAUUGCUAUGGGGAAAGUAGUUUCAGUUUUCAAACAUUUUGGAUUUCAAACAACAUUCAGGAAUUAAUUAAGUUUGAAAACCAAGAUUCCACUGUAUAUGUAUGUUAAUGCAACACUGGGCAGUGGAAAUAUAAAGGCACAGAGGAUAAAAGUUACUACAGUUUCAGUCCUUCCAGAUACACUGGGAAACAAUCAUUGUUCAUUGAACACAGAAAUAAUGGAAGUAGGGAGAAAAAACAAGAUAAAUUCAUGUAUAUAGAAGAUUCCUUCCUCAUUCAGCAUCAUGUGACAUAUAGCUGGGAGCAAAAUGCUAGUUCUUGCUAGUGGACUGAACUGCUCUGAAAUAUGUGGCUUCAUCUCUGGGCUCAAUUGUACCUUUAAUUUUGAUAUUGACUGUGAGAAAAUGAUAUUCAGUGUUUGAUAAGCUAAGCAUUAAUCAAAAACAAAAUAAAGAAAACAAAACUAGAUAUAUACUGUCCAUCAGAUCUUUAUGUGAAAUUAUAUUUUUACGAAUAACAGAUUUGAUGUCCAAAAUAAAUUUAAACAUGUAGAGGCAUCUAUUUUUCUAUAAGUAUAUUUUUGUGCCAAUAAAUCUUUUAAAUAUAUUCUUGUAUAUUC
This is a messenger RNA of Scylla paramamosain (green mud crab), 4939 nucleotides long. RefSeq lists its product as uncharacterized. The record is from RefSeq and is a predicted model, not a curated record. Bases 165 to 3233 code for a protein of 1022 amino acids. NCBI's taxonomy places the organism in Eukaryota, Metazoa, Arthropoda, Malacostraca, Decapoda, Portunidae. The transcript has 6 exons.